UUUAAUGCAGGAUUGAUUUAAGGGCAUAAAUCUCGCCGCGAAUCACUCCAUUUCCGGGCUGAAUCUGCUGCUUGCUAGGGACAUGAAGUCCCUAUAAAUUAUAGCUUCAACUUCCCUUUAUUUCUCACUAUUCUUCUCACUUCUGCAGAUAUGGAUUUUAACCUUCGAUGUUCGGAGUCUAUGCCGGACUUCUCUAGGAUCGGAAUGAUGGACGAAGAUGUUCCAGAUGUUCCAAGUAGACGAUCUUCUCCACUUCGCGGCUUUUUCAGAUCUCAGAUCCGAGCUCCAUGCGCUUUGAUCAAGAACCUCCCAGAUAGAGACCGGGAGAUUGCGAUGGCCUUUAUCAAAGUGCUCGCAAUUCAACACAGGAAGCUAUCGCUGGAAAAGAAAAAACUUCGGAAGAAGAUUCAUCGAAUGCAGCGCAGGGUCACUGCGAUAUCAAGGGAUCUUCACAUCCUUAGUUCUCACCCCGGAGAGUGGAUUGAGCUCGGAAUCUCCAAAUUUGCUCGUAUCCCGGAUUGUAUGAUGCCAGUUCUUGAUCUUGCUGGUCAAGGAGUUCAAGUGUGCGAAGAUCGACACUUUGCUCGCAUUGCUCUCUGGGAGGGUUUUCUCCGAAUUUGCUCGCAUUGCUCUCUGGGAGGGUUUUCUUAA
Arabidopsis lyrata subsp. lyrata is the source of this 651-nucleotide messenger RNA. RefSeq lists its product as uncharacterized. Bases 151 to 651 code for a protein of 166 amino acids. The record is from RefSeq and is a predicted model, not a curated record. Lineage: Eukaryota; Viridiplantae; Streptophyta; Magnoliopsida; Brassicales; Brassicaceae. The transcript has a single exon.